CUUUUCGUCCUUCCUCACAAGUUCAUGAUUUCCCUAACCCCUUUUUAUGCUCAGUCAAAAUCUGAAGAAUACUGAGCAUCACAUUGUGAGACAUUCUUGACGUCUACCUACCAAUUCAUGUAUCACCAGUCCCUAGUCUCUGUUGAUACAAGAGCGGUGACUCAUGUGUGAAGGGUACAAUCGCGCUUAUUAGAUCUCGGAAAGCCCGACCGUCUGAGCGUCUUAAUAUAUCGUCCAACGAGGACCUGACCAUAGCAACAAUGCUCCUACAAGUGGCGCAGAGUUUGCUGAACAGCCUCACCCCGACUGUUCUUCUCUAUGGCACCACCGCUCUUCUCAUCCUACUCGGCUGCGGCCUAACCAUUGUACUCCAAUCCAGCAAUGCAUCGACCAUCCGCAGACAGCUCAAACACCUGAAGCUGCAAGGCAUCAGUCCGUCAAAUAGUAACAUGACCGACCAGUACGACAGCAAAUAUGCGAUUCCAGAGGACACCAACGCGGUACCAAAAGAGCCCAUCCGAAUCAAAUCCAUCUACAUCCAUCCUAUCAAAUCAUGCGGACCGAUCGAGCUGGAUCGUGCGCUCCUGACUAAGACCGGAUUCCUAUACGAUCGAUGCUUUGCCCUGGCCACAGAAACUGCAUCCCCCGGUUCUCCUCCGGAAUGGAAAUUCAUCAGUCAGCGCACCAAACCGACCAUGUCGCUAAUCCAAACCUACCUAUGGACUCCCCAUGGAUCGAGCGAUCCGAACGACCCGCUCGUACAAGCAGGUGGCUGCUUAGUUGUCACCUUCCCAGACCCAGAUAUUGACAGUCACCCCUUGCGCUGGAUCGACCGACUCGACUCUUUUGUUCACACCGGCAAUCUCAACCCGACCCCGGAGAUCUCAUUCAUCGUUCCCCUGCACCCAACCCCAAAACAAGUUUCCUCAUACGACAUCAGCCUCCAGGAAUUUGGAAUCCACGGUCGCACCGCCUCAGGACUCAACAUCUCUGCCCUCCCCGGCAUUGUAACUGCGCUUCCGAAGCUGAAACGGUUCCUUCGCAUCCCAGACUCCCAGCCUCUCGCAUUACUAAGAUGCACGCCGGACACGCUACUACCAACGACCAAGAACCUCGCUCCGCUGGAACAUAUCGGCUCGCGAGCUGUCCACGGAUACACUGACCAGCAACCGGUCAAUAUCAACAGUGUAUCCUCCGUGCAUGCCGUCUCGGCAUUGUUACCACCCGAGAACCAGCCCCUCAACGCGCUGCGCUUCCGCGCUAACAUCUGGACCACCGGAUCCGUGGCCUACGACGAAGAGACAUGGAAACGGUACCGCAUCAUCCCCAAACGACAGACCAGUUCACCACAAGCCGACAGAUACGCCGACGUAUCCCCAACCCUCUCAGUAGUAUGUCGUACCUCGCGAUGUACCAUGCCCAACGUGAACCCCGACACCGGAGUCUUCGACACCGACGUGGCCCCUGCGGGACGGAAAAAAGGAAAGCCUCAGCCCAGCACGACGCUGGUGGCGCAUCGCACGGUCGAGACGGGGAAUGCAUCCGCGCUGGGGUAUCUGGGAAUGCAUUGUGUGCCGGAGGAUUCGGGGUUGAAGGAGGCGGAGAGGCAGGGACGGGGUUUGGUUGUUAGUGUUGGGGAUGAGAUUGAGGUUUUGGAGAGGGGGGUCCAUGUUUAUGGGUCGACCGGGAGUGAUUAUUAGAGUAUAUUAAGAUAAGAGUCCCGAUAUUUUAUCUUCGAUAUAUCAUGUAUACUUUACACGGUUUGAACUAUGGAAGUGCAUAUGAAGAGGGACAUUUAUAGAACCAUGAUGAAUAGCAAGUGUUAUCAGUGAAGGAGGUAGUUAAUUCCUAUAGUAUCAAUCAUAAGCACCAAUCAAGCCUUGAACACAUACAUGGACCAUGGAU
Molecule: messenger RNA, 1905 nt
Organism: Aspergillus melleus
Lineage: Eukaryota; Fungi; Ascomycota; Eurotiomycetes; Eurotiales; Aspergillaceae
Exons: 2
Coding region: 261-1700 (479 amino acids)
Molecular function (GO): catalytic activity; molybdenum ion binding; pyridoxal phosphate binding
Source: RefSeq, a predicted model, not a curated record